Messenger RNA from Phaeodactylum tricornutum CCAP 1055/1, 498 nucleotides. RefSeq lists its product with no specific name. The transcript has a single exon. NCBI's taxonomy places the organism in Eukaryota, Bacillariophyta, Bacillariophyceae, Surirellales, Neidiaceae. The coding region runs from base 1 to 498 and encodes 165 amino acids. The record is from RefSeq and is a predicted model, not a curated record.
AUGACCGGUAUCUCCUCCAUUGGAUGUCUCUAUGUCAAAGUAGGUGGCGCUGUCGAUGCCAGCAUUAGAUUCCCGAAUAUUUCCUUCAGUUUUUCGAGAGGACUCGGACUUUUUUCAUACCAAGAGCCGCUGCGAAAGGGGCUCUCGUGUGUAUACUACUCACCAGAUCAAAUUGCAUUUUUGGAUGGAGCAUUUCGAGCUGCUCGUGUGUUUGGACACAUUGCCAAUUUCUUCACUGGAAGCGCUGCGCUUAUGCUGCUUGCCAUAGGAUGUAUUGAUUUCAGUGAUGUCGCUGUGAACGCCAUUGGGUUGAUGCUCUUGGUCGGCGCUUUGUUUUCCCUGUUGACUUUUACCCUGUUUGCUUCCAAAAUUUGCGACUUUGAUUGCGACUUUUCAUCAGGUGCUGGCCUUGCUCUAGCCGCAGCAUUAUCGGGUAGUGCAACAGCAUUCCUUGUCUUCAAGAUCCCUCCUGUACCAUCUACCAAUUCCUUGGCAUAG